This is a messenger RNA of Paramecium sonneborni, 228 nucleotides long. The record is from the annotation of a GenBank genome assembly. Lineage: Eukaryota; Ciliophora; Oligohymenophorea; Peniculida; Parameciidae.
AAAUGAAGGAAGGAUAAAAGGAUAUCUUCUUCAUUAUAGGAGAAUCAAAGGCUUCAGUUGCUGCUUCACCAUUUGUUGAAGCUUUAAAGAAAAAAGAUUAUGAGUUAUCUAUAUGAUUGACCCAAUUGAUGAAUAUGUUAUUUAAUAAUUAAAGGAAUUCGAUGGAAAUAAAUUAAAGAAUUGCACCGAGGAAGGCUUAGAUUUAGAUUAAACUGAAUAUGAAAAGAA